This is a messenger RNA of Phascolarctos cinereus (koala), 1190 nucleotides long. The record is from RefSeq and is a predicted model, not a curated record. NCBI's taxonomy places the organism in Eukaryota, Metazoa, Chordata, Mammalia, Diprotodontia, Phascolarctidae.
AUGGGGUCUCAGACAAUAGCUCAAUUCAGCAAAGAAGUGCUUAGCCAACUGGCGCCCAGGAAGCUGCGCUCAGAUGGGCUCUCCUCCCGCAAGAAGGAGCAAGGAGAAGGCUUUUCCGAUGACAAGUCUCCAAGCUGUUUUUCCUUUCACCUAUGGGAAGCUAGAGCCGCAAUCAAUGAAGCAAGCUGGAUCCGGUCUCCACCGCAGUCAGUCGCGGGGGUGCUUCCUUCCAGCAGCCCCUGUCGCUCACUGGAGAGAAUGUGUGUGUGCGUGCGCGUGCGGCUCCCUUACACACACACGCACACACAGGCUCUAGGCAGCAGCUGCGGGCAGUCCUGCUCCUGUGGAAGGAAUCCACCCACCAGCAGAGAGAGAAGGUCGUCACCAGGACCCGAGCUCUUCCUGCAUCCUUCCAGUGCGCUGGCGUUGGAGCUGCCUCUGCGUGUGCGCCGCGGGAACGCACAGGUUCCUCACAUAUUCGUGCAUUUUUCUCCUACCUACAAGCUCCGGCGGUUCCAGGAGCCAUGGCUGCCAAGCGAUCCCAGGCUCCUGGCUGCUUUCAAUGCCUCCAAAGUCAAUGCCCCUCCUCAGCAGCUAUUGCCCCUCUGCAGAAGAGUCCUGAAAGCCGUGAAUGGCUACCGAAGGGCAGGAAACUCGGCAGCCACCCAGUCUCAUGCUAAUCAAGAAGCUGUCUAAAGUUAGAGCACCGAUCCUGUCAAGCUUCACAUUUUAAUGGAAAACACCCUAGGGCUUCGCAAGGAAAAAAAAAAACCCUUGGCUGGUGCCCCAGCCUAUAGUCAGCUCUUGUAAAUUUACAUAUUUUUAGGAUAGUCCAACCCCCUUCAAAAAGACUGGGGGCGGGAGGAAGGAGGAGAAAAAAGAUCUUCCGUCUAGAAAGGAAAUCUGCAGUUCACCUUCCCCACCUGCAGCAGAUUCUAAAAGGGUCAACUCAUCUGACAGCCGAAAAUGCCAAGUCAAAACGUCCAGCCUAUCUAGAACACGAGGUGGAUGGAAAUGGUCUCUUCUGCUAGUCCCCUCUUCUCUCUCUUGCCUCUCUCCUGGUCACCUCAGAAUGGCUUCCCAAGCCAACAAAAAACCACAGUAUGACACAGAUGGAUUUUAAAGGAUGGAUCUUUUUUCUCCCUCCAACAUGUGGUUUCCUGUAAUUUAAGGAAAUGGUAUACAUUAAC